Messenger RNA from Acanthochromis polyacanthus (spiny chromis), 7344 nucleotides. Its product is annotated as adhesion G protein-coupled receptor A3. The record is from RefSeq and is a predicted model, not a curated record. Gene Ontology annotation, molecular function: G protein-coupled receptor activity; protein binding. Gene Ontology annotation, biological process: G protein-coupled receptor signaling pathway; cell surface receptor signaling pathway. Gene Ontology annotation, cellular component: glutamatergic synapse; plasma membrane; postsynaptic density. NCBI's taxonomy places the organism in Eukaryota, Metazoa, Chordata, Actinopteri, Pomacentridae.
UGCGCAACAGGUCCAAGGGCGCACGAAGUGUGUGAUGACAGUGACUGACAGUACGACGUGCAGUAGCUCGGACAGGAGAGGAUGAUUUUUAAUACCUCACGAAGACAUUUGAAAUAGUUUGAUUCAUGAUGAGCUCUGUUAAAACUUUCUCGGGACUCUGAGAGCGCAGCGCUGGAAGUUUUCCCUCCGCAUGCCGCAGUUCAGAGGACACUUCGGAGGACUCGUUUUAGGAGAAAAUGGCACCGAUUCAGCAUUUCUUAUCAGUGGUAAAUAACUUUAUUCGUGGUUUUAAAGGCAGAGCUGAAGAUUUUCCGCCCAGCAGGUGAGUAACGGGACAUGAGAUUUGGACUCGAUCACAGGCUGUUCUGUAUCGGAGUCAACGUGAGAUGGUCCCGACUGUUCACAGGAGCUGGGAAGGAGUUUUUACAACAAUCUCAGUCCACGAUGAGAGCGCUGGGUUUGCUUUGCGUAACGGCCCUGCUGUGGGAUUCGAUCCAGAGCAACAGAAACUGUCCGGACCUGAUCGUUGACAGCUGCCACUGCUCAGCCGAGAGGUCCAAGGAACUGAGCAGGCUGCACGUCCGAGUCAAAGUGGUGUGUGACGAUGCGGACCUGAUGGACACCCUGCAGCCCAGCUUCCUCCCCAACAGAACAGUGUCCUUAAACUUGAGCAACAACAAGAUCUCGCUGCUGAGGAACAGCUCCUUCUAUGGCUUGGCUGCCCUGGAAAAGCUGGACCUGAAGAAUAAUUUGAUAAGUACAGUGGAGCCUGGGGCGUUCCGUGGUCUGCUGGCUCUGAGGAGACUUGACCUGUCCAACAACAGGAUUGGCUGCCUCUCCCCUGAAAUGUUUCUUGAUCUUGGCAAUGUCUCAAAAUUAAAUUUAUCUGGGAACAUUUUUUCCACUCUGACCAUGGGGCUCUUCACACACCUAGUGGCUCUCAGAGUGCUGCACUUCAGCACUGAGACCUUGUUCUGUGACUGCCAGCUCAAGUGGCUGCUCAUUUGGGCUCGAAGGAACUCGGUGAGGAUUGGCAACGAUACGGUGUGUGUUUAUCCCACCCACCUCCAUGGCCUGGAGUUUCGCAACCUACGUGAACAGCAGCUCAAAUGUGAUGGACCUCUGGAGAUGCCCCUCUUCCAGCUCAUCCCCUCCCAGAGGCAGCUUGUUUUUCGUGGAGACCGACUCCCCCUGCAGUGCACCGCCUCUUACCUCGACCCGUCGGUGGAGCUGCGGUGGCGACACAACGGCCACAUUGUGACCACGCAGGAGGACCGAGGCAUCUACGUGGAGGAAACCCUUCUUCAUGACUGCUGCAUGCUCACCAGCGAGGUCAUCCUCUCCAACAUCGACGUGGGCAUUGCUGGCAUCUGGGAGUGUCUGGUGACCAGUUCCCGUGGCAACACUUCUAAGCAAAUGGAAAUAGUUGUUCUGGAGACGUCAGCGCCGUACUGCCCUGCUGAUAGAGUCACCAACAACAAGGGGGACUUCAGGUGGCCAAAGACUCUGGCUAGCAUUCUGGCCUUCCUGCCCUGUGCUCCCGCCACCUUUGGCUCUGCCCCUCACCCCUCCGGCAGCUCUUCUCACCCCUCCAGUCAAAGGGAGAAGAAGGCGUGGCGGCGUUGCGACCGGGCUGGACGCUGGGCUGAAGAGGACUACACUCAGUGCCCGUACGCCAGCGAACUAACCCGUGUGCUGCAUGAGCUCACCCAGAUCCCUAUAAAUGCCACCAACGCUCAGCCUUUAGGCCAGCAGUUAGUGGCCUUCACCAGCAGAGCAGCACACUUCACUGAUGUCAUGGAUGUCAUCUUUGUGACUCACCUGGUGGAGAGACUGACCAGGCUGGUGGAGAAACAUAAAGAUCUGGGGGACUAUAUAUCAGACAUAGCCAGUAACAUGAUGCUGGUUGAAGAGCAUAUCUUGUGGAUGGCGCAGAAUGAGGCCAGGGCAUGCACUCGGAUCGUCCAGUGCGUGGAGCGUAUUGCCGACCUGGCGUUGACCGGAGACAAUCAGGUCAUUUCUAAGGUAUCUGCUAACAUAGCUCUGGAGGCCUUUGUCAUCCGUCCGUCGAACUUCCUUGGUUUGUCCUGCACAGCGCUCCAGCGGCCGCCCUCAUCUGCCACCUCGCCCCUCCUGUACAGCCAUUCCUACGCUGACAAGGACACGAGCAGAGAUCACGAUGGCUUGGGGGAAACGCUGCUCAACUUCAAAUGCCACACGAUCAACAGCAGCGGCUCACCGGCCAGUCAGCUCAGCAAGAACUCAGUGGCAGUCGCCUCAAUCCAUUUACCGCUGGCUGGUACGCCUAUCUCCUCCUCUGCGCUGCAAUCUGUUGAUAACUCCACUUGCAAGCUGCAGUUUAUUGUGUUUCGCAAUGGGAAACUCUUUCCAUGCACGGGGAAUUCGUCAAAUCUCGCAGAUGAUGGCAAGCGUAGGAGCGUUUCAACACCAGUUGCUUUCACCAAAUUAGAUGGGUGCAGCCUCGGGAGCGCCGUGCACUCCGUUACUAUUGCUCUCAGGCACUUCGCACUGGGUGUAGACCCCACCGCAGCCUAUUGGGAUUUUGACCUGCUGGAUGGACACGGUGGCUGGAGGGCAGAGGGCUGCCACAUAACAGGCUCCGGGGGCAACACGACCACCAUUCAUUGCACCCAUCAUAAUAACUUUGCUGUGCUAAUGGAUCUGAAGAAGGUGCUGUCUUUCCCCCCAUACCCUGUGGAGUUCUUGCACCCGGUCGUGUAUGCCUGCACAGCGGUCAUGUUGCUUUGCCUCUUCGCCUCCAUCAUCACGUACAUAGUGCACCACAGCGCAAUCCGCAUCAGUCGGAAGGGAUGGCAUAUGCUUCUCAACUUCUGUUUCCACACAGCGCUGACCUUCGCUGUGUUUGCUGGCGGCAUCAAUCGAAUCAAAUACCCCAUCAUCUGUCAAGCAGUUGGGGUUGUGCUCCACUACUCGUCUUUGUCGACCAUGCUGUGGCUCGGGGUGACGGCGAGGAACAUUUAUAAGCAGGUGACCAAGAAGCCUCCCCAGAGUCAAGACGGUGACCCACCUCCGCCCCCUAAACAGCCCCUGUUGAGAUUUUAUUUAGUCAGUGGAGGAGUGCCCCUCAUCAUCUGCGGGGUCACGGCAGCCGUCAAUAUAGACAACUACGGCAGCGGGGAGCAAGCACCAUACUGCUGGAUGGCAUGGGAGCCCAGCCUGGGAGCCUUCUUCGGCCCCGUGGCCUUCAUCGUCCUGGUGACCUGCAUCUACUUCCUCUGCACCUUCAUCCAGCUGCGGCGACACCCCGAAAAGAAGUAUGAGCUCAAGCAGCUGACAGAGGAGCAGCAGAGGCUUGCCGCCGUCGAUGUGCCGACACACUGCCACCAGGGGGCCGAGCCUGGAGCCUUGGCAGCCUCCGCCAGCGGGAGCCACUGCCCUGCCGGCUGCCCGGGGGUUCCCAUCAACCCUGCACUGCUGGCCAAUGAGCACUCCUUCAAGGCUCAGCUACGAACGGCGGCCUUCACACUUUUCCUGUUCCUGGCCACCUGGACUUUCGGAGCGCUGGCGGUGUCACAGGGCCACUUCCUGGACAUGAUCUUCAGCUGCCUGUACGGUGCCUUCUCCGUCACCCUCGGUCUCUUCAUCCUCAUUCAUCAUUGUGCCAAGCGGGAUGAUGUCUGGCAUUGCUGGUGUUCCUGUUGUCCCGGACGACACGCCAACGCCUGCUCCGGUGCCCAUGGGCCUGCUCAGGCAAGGCCCAAGGUCAACGUGAAUGGAGAUACCCCAGGACAUGGCCACGGUCACAGCCACUGCCACCAUGACUCACCAUGUCAGGGUAAAGCACUGAUCAGCUGCAGUCAUGGCAGCUUAGGUCACUGUAAACACGCCGCCCUUCCGUCUUCACAAAAUCACGUGACGUGUCUGGCACCGGUGACCCCAUGCUGCGCCGCACUGCACAGCCAGCAGCUGAUGGAGGAGGAGCCUGCAGCCACACAUGUGCUGCUACAUGCUGACCCAGAGGGUUACCGGCCAGGAAUCCAGCUGCAUCCCUGCCUAAAGAGCAGCAGGACUAAAGGCCGUCACUUCAGCCGCAGAGCUGGAGCUGCCUCUUGUGGAGCAGGGGGCGAGAGGGAGUACGCCUAUCAUCCCUCGAGCGGGGACGGAGGCAGCGUGCACAGCUCACACACUGACAGCCCACACAGCACACACGAGCGUCACGCCCACAUCUGCCCACAUCUGGCCCACGAGGGCCAUCACGAUGGGCACCACACAUGCCACGCUGCUGCAGCCACGCACGAGUCCCUGGCAUGCCAUAAUCCCUGCCACAGGCAUAUCUGCUGUGCCAAGGCAGACCUUUUCCCCUCUCUGUGCCCGGGAGAGGCAGGAGAAACAGGCGUCUUCUUGUGUGGCUGUGGCAAGGUGGGUGAGGAGGACCCGCUAGCAGCACAUCACCAUCUGGAGAUGCACGCCCCGCGCAGACAAUCCUACCCCCAGAACCCCCAUCAGAAUGGGAUUCUAAAAGGGGGGCUGCAUGAAGGACUCCUGUACACCUCGGACAGCACAGGAAAUAUACGCACUGGACCCUGGAAGAAUGAAACUACUGUGUAGUGUGAGAAGGAAAAACAGGGGAUGAAGGCAGCUCUCCUGCCUCGUCCUGCCAAAAAUAAACACUCGCCUCCCUUUCUAGAAUUUAAAAAAAAAAAAGAAUUGAAUAACAUUUUAAACAUCACAAUCAGCGUGGGAUAUUUUUAUUUUAAUGUCCUCAUGUUUUUAUGUGUAUUGUUUUACUGUACAGAAAUCUGAUAUCAUGCAAAUGCUUCCUGAAGAGCAUCCAUAGACAGAACAGUCUCUUCCAUCACAAAGAAUUUGUGAAAUGUGUGUCACAUCAUGCCAUCAGAUGUAAUUGAAGGUAUUUCCACUGUUCCAUAUUACUACAGAUCUAUUUCUCUCUCUAUAUAUAUAUAUAUAUAUAAAUACAAGAAAAUGAAUGGUUGUGCGUAUGAAUAUGUGUGUUAGUGCUCAAAGGCAACACGCUGCAAGAUUUUUUUACACCUUGAACCUGAAUCCAUCGAUAGUCUACUAUGACAGUGAACCUCCAGUACUUAAAAGAACUCUUGGCAUCCAUGUUUUAGAUGACUAAACCAGCAAUUUUAGACUUCAUGGGUACUUUUGCCAUUCAGUCAAGCAACUGUGAAUAUCUACUAGAGAUUUUCUAAAUAAUAUACAAAGAUACUGUCGCUUGCCAGAGGUGUGUGGGUGCCAGUUCAGUUGUGAAAACUCAAAGCAACAGUAAAAGAGAAGUGAAAUUAAGCCUCCUCUUACCAAGGUUGGUAUUGAUUGUGCUGUCUAUAUGAUGUCUUCACUAUUGUGUUACCUUUUUUUUUUUUUUUUUUGUCUGGAGAGAAGUAAAUAACAGCACAUCAACAACCAGGCCAUUGUGAAUAGAGAGUUGGUGUCAAUGAGUCGCUGGAUCCCGUGCAGUUUUUCUAUUAGUGUUGUGCCACAUAGAGCCAGCUACCCGCAGCGAGUUCAUUGCCAAACAAGUGUUUUUAUUCUCUUCAGCUUAGCUUGGACAUGCUUCAUGUGACAAUAGAAAUCUGCAUAUGACUCUCUGUAAAAUGAAUCAACUUUUUUGUGUGGUCAUAGAAAAAAAAACAACAAGCUGCUUAAACACCAAUGAUGUCCGACUAUUUUCCCUUUUAGUAGAAACUAUUAACAUGUCAACCUCACUAAGUAUUGGCUAAAGCUGAAAAAAAAAUGACAUGGAAUCGAGAGAACAUCCCUUUAUACUUUAUUUAUUUUUAACUUGUCUUAUGAAAGCCCCAAAGCAUGCAUGCCUGUAUCUAGCUAUAUUUUAAUAGUGUAAAUGAAUGCCUGUCCAUGAGCAUUUUAUUUGCCUUGAUCCGAUACAACUGUUGCAGCUUGUCGUGUUUUAUUUUAUUCACACUCUUGGGUUACUCCUUUUUUCCAGUGAAUACUGUGCUAUUCUCUCCCAGGUAACUUCCAUUCAGCAAGACUUUAAGCUGAGAUUUAUCCUGGAAUCCAGUCCAGAAAAAUGUAUUGUUCUGCUUUGGUAGAUAACUUGUGUCAAGAGAGACAAGGCUGAAGUAUGGAUCAUUCUUUUGUUACCGUGAAGGUCACAUUCUCUUUGAAGAAUUGCCAUUCAGAAGAGAAAGCAGAGGGGUCUCUGUAUUGAUUUAGAAGCACUUGUUUGUUUUAUGAAUGAUGGUAUUGAAUAUGAUGCUCCAGACAAAACCAGUCAUACAUUUCGUCAGAAAAGGCAACUCAACGCAGCGCAUUUAAUCUCACCGCUAACCCUAGCGAAAACCACCUCAGCAUGCACACCAUCUCUUUAUCCAUCUUGUGCACUCUUGUCUGUAUAUAUAGAAUUGGUUUCUGAUGAAAUAUUUUAUAUGAGAUUUAAAAUAUUUAAGAAUAAAAUAAGUCUAUAUGUAAAGAAAGUUGUAUGGGGAAAAAAACUGACCUCUCAAUGUUUAUACUCAGUAUCUGAGUUUAGAAAUGUCCUUCUUGUUUUCAAAUGCCUUUUUUCUGUUGACUUCAUAAAGUAUGCAGACUCGCUAUGUGUUGUGAGACUUAUCCUGUCCUAUCAGAAAUAGAAAUGCACUACCCACGAUAACGUUUGGCCUGCCAGAAAACAGUAUGUUUAUAACAGAUAUACUAGUUCAGACAGAAAUACCUGCAUUAAAAAAGUGACUUCUGCAGAGAAGAAAAGUGAAACACUAAUGUGAUACUCCCUUUAUUUGAAUGGCAGGCUGUGAAUAGUGAAAGGAGGCCCGAGCAGACAUCAGCGAUGAUGCAUGAUCGUCAUAGCUUUGCACAGGGCCACUGGAGUUAUUUCCAGGGUCUUGGACAAAAUGGGAUAUUACAGACCCAACUUAUGAGUUAUAAAAUAUAGGCCCACAAUUGAUCAUACAAUACAAGCUCCUUUGAGCCACCUUGGAUGCUGGCAGUCAGCGGCCCUGGCUUUAUAGUUAUUGGAAAGGGAUUUGUAACAGUAUCACAACAAAAUCAGACCUGUCCCACAAAACCCAUAUUAAACUGAGAGAACACUGGUGUAGGUUAAUUGCUGUACAACAUGUGUAUUUGCUGGUGGUGUGUCUUUGGAGCAGCCUGAGCUUCUCAGUGUCUGUGAGGCGAUGUGUUUGGUAUCGCAGGCCGCCUUCACUGUUGUCAUCAGUCGCAGAUGUACUGCCCUAAACGAGCUUGCUGGCUUAGUUUCGGCUCACCAGACGGCUGCUGGAAUAUUCACCUGUGGUACUGUGACAAAACCUAAAGCCAGUUUUCACUUUUUUCUACAUUGACACAGAUUCCAAUAAAUGUAUUUUUUCACCAUGCAACGGA